GGGUCCAGGGGCGGUUGCCAGCAUAAAGGAGCAUAAAGGCCGCUCUCUCUCGCGAGCUGAGCCGGAGCGGAGCCUAGAGGUCUCCUCCCUCUGCGCACCCAGGGGAGCUGCACCUCCAGCCGGCAGGAUGGACCAGACUUUGCCCCAGCGCCUGUGGAUUUUCCCGCUGCUCCUAAUGCGCUGUGCAAGUAGUCUCGCUUCAGUAUCCGCCCAAGGGAAUAAAUUAGAGAUCUGCCUCUUGCCUUUGGAAGCUGGACCUUGCCAGGAUCUCAUACCCAGGUUCCACUAUGAUAGGAGCUCGCAGAAGUGCCUGGAGUUCGGCUAUGGAGGCUGCAAAGGCAACGCCAACAAUUUCCGCUCUCAGGAGCUCUGUGAACGCACUUGCGGAAAUAUCCAGAAAGUUCCUCCAGUUUGUCGGUUAGAACUCAGCACAUAUCCAUGUGAUAAGCCUAAUGUACAGUAUUUCUUCAAUAUGAGUACCAUAACAUGCGAGAUCCUUAAGCCUGGUCUGUGCAGCAUGACUAAGAACGUGUUUCCUGAUGAAGCUACAUGUAAGGCCUUCUGUGAACCAAAUAAAAUUCCAUCCUAUUGCUCCAGUCCAAAAGACGAAGGCCUGUGUUCUGCGAAUGUGACACGCUAUUAUUUUAAUACAAGAAACAAAGCCUGUGAGAGCUUCAUCUAUACCGGCUGUGGUGGGAAUGAAAAUAACUUUUAUUACCUGGAGGACUGCGAACGCGCUUGCCGGAAAGCCUCAAAGAAGUCCAAGAAAAGGAAGGAAGGAAGCGGUUACUUACCCGGAAGAAAGCCCGGAUUUUGGAAGCCACUUCCUUAACCAUUUCUUUUUACUUAAGGAAACAAAUCAUCACUUAUUUUAUUCAUCUGAUUUUACUGCUACGUUACUUUUUUUAACCUAUUUUUAUUCAUAGCAAGUUGCUUUCCAAAUGUGAAACUAUAAUUUUUAAUUUACUGUUCAGAAGUUUAAGAGACUAAAUCCUUCCAGUGUAUCAGAUAUGAAUGUGAACAUAACUCACCCAAGUUCUUGGGGUGGCUAGCACUAGUUUCAGAAGAGAGUGGUUACCAAAAUAACAGAAGACAAUGUGAUUGUGCCAUUUCAACAUAUAUGAGCACCAAACGGAAUGGUAAAACCAUUUCAUUACGAACUUAAAAGUUUGGAUUAAAUUUUAGGCUCCAGGAGAAAAGUUGCUGAUUUAUGAACACUUUAAUCAACCCCCUCACGGGGGUAUUUUACUUUCCCAAGUGUACUUCCAUUCCUAUCCUGUCAGAUUGCAAUACUAAGAAGUAGGGAAGUUAUUUCAAAAUUAAAAUUAUUACUGGAUACAUUUAAAAUGGUGAUUUGUAAUAUGAAAAACAUUUUUCCUAGAAAACAUUAUUACAUAUGCA
This is a messenger RNA of Meriones unguiculatus (Mongolian gerbil), 1401 nucleotides long. It is a transcript of the gene Tfpi2, whose product is annotated as tissue factor pathway inhibitor 2. Gene Ontology annotation, biological process: negative regulation of peptidase activity. Lineage: Eukaryota; Metazoa; Chordata; Mammalia; Rodentia; Muridae. Bases 128 to 832 code for a protein of 234 amino acids. The record is from RefSeq and is a predicted model, not a curated record. The transcript has 5 exons. Gene Ontology annotation, cellular component: extracellular region. Gene Ontology annotation, molecular function: serine-type endopeptidase inhibitor activity.